Molecule: messenger RNA, 1174 nt
Organism: Tuber melanosporum (Perigord truffle)
Lineage: Eukaryota; Fungi; Ascomycota; Pezizomycetes; Pezizales; Tuberaceae
Exons: 2
Coding region: 202-1068 (288 amino acids)
Biological process (GO): glutathione biosynthetic process
Cellular component (GO): glutamate-cysteine ligase complex
Molecular function (GO): enzyme regulator activity; glutamate-cysteine ligase catalytic subunit binding
Source: RefSeq, a predicted model, not a curated record
CUUUUCCACUUUCCUUCUUAUUUAUUUAUAGUUUUUCUUUCCCUCUUUCUCUCCUUCCUCUCCACAAAUUUCCUUUGGUGCACUUGACUUCCGUCUCUUUCGGUUCCCUACGCUCAUUUCAUCUCGUCAGAUUUUACCCCGCCAUUGAUCCCUCGCUAUCGGUAGAACCAAAGAGGAAAAAAAGGAGAAGCUCCAAAAAUAAUGGCUUCAAGAUGCAUUCUCUCAACCGGAAAUGUCAUGACCGCUGGCGCGCAGGUUAUCCGCAAACCGACCCUCGAAAAGUCAAACACGGAGUUGGUUAACUCUUUGCGCGAAAACUUCAAAGAGGCCUCCUCCACACUCCCGCUUAGCACAAACCCAAACAUCGCAGCGACAAGCAACCCGGAAACAAGGCUGGCACCGGAAGAGUGGACAAAAUUAGGGUCAGAUGGGGUCCUGUACGUUCCUACAGAAAGUGGUGAGCCGCACGGACUAGCAGAAGAUAGAGAAGAGUACGAUGUGACCGUAAAAUUAUUCUACCUCCCGGGAGUCCCGUCCUCUUCUCGCUGCAGGCACACCGAAGAGGCCGUACGUCUAGUUUGCAAGGAGCUCGGAAUAUCCUCUAUUGACCUAUUGAUCGUUUCCUUCCCCAACAUCUCCUUUGACGCCGAAGACGAAGACAUAUCCUCGGAGGAAGACGUCAGCGAAUGGGUUCGCACAUAUCGUACUCUCGAGGGUCUGCAUUCAGCGAAGAAGAUAUCCAAAAUUGGAUUGGCGGAGUUUGGCGCCACUAGGUUGUCUCAAUUGCUCCCGCAGACGAAUGUUAAGCCUUCAGUCGACCAGAUUAAUGUUAGGGAUUGUUGUGUCGUGCCAAAGCCCUUGAUACUCUACGCUAAGGAGAGGGGAAUCGAAUUGUUGACUCAUAAUGACUGCACGGAUAUUUUGCCUGUUGACACCUUAAGGCAACUGGUCGUGGAUGAGUUCGGGCUCUUCAGGGCUGACGCGAAGCUGGUUCCGCAGUGGGUGGUCAAGUACACGGCUGUUAUUAGGAGUCGUGGCGUUGUGGAGAAUAAAGGGCGAGUCAAUUGAUUGCUUUGGCGGGUAUAUAUAUUGCUGACCAUUUCACAGAUACGUUUCCAUGGCGGAAGUUCACUGACCCACCCUUUAGUAAUGAUAGAUUAGAACUUUUCUUUUA